AUGAAUGAAGUUAAACCAAUUAUUGGAACAUGCAAAGAUUAUGAAAAACCAUACCUUAGAUUAACUGGUAAGGCAGACCCAAGCAAAAUUAGACCAAUCGAUAUUUUAGAGACUUGGUUCCCAAAGCUAGUCAGAAAGUACCAAAAUACAAAAAAUUACAACUAUACUUUGGACCAAUUGAAAUCAAUUAGACAGGAUUUAAUGAUUCAACAUAUUAGAAAUAAAUUUACCUUGGGUGUAUAUGAAGCAAAUGCAAAAAUUUGUUUGGAAAACUCUGAUUUUGGCGAAUUUGGUCAAUGUUUAUCUCAAAUCAAAGAGCUAUACGAAACCAUCGAAUCUGAAAAUCAAUUUGAAUUCCUUUCAUACGAUUUAUUAUUUACCCUAUUAUUUAGUGACGAUGAAUUAGUAUCACUAUUACCAAAAAUUAUAAACAAUACAGAACUAUUUAAUAAUCAAAUAAUCAAACACUCAUUCGAAAUUGUUAAAUCGGUUUUAAAUAAGAAUUAUUGUAAAUUUAAUAAACUCUAUCUUGGAUGUUAUAAUAUGGAAAAAUAUUUAUUGGAGAAAAUACUAAAUGAAAAAUUAAGAGUUUAUUCAUUGGAUGCAAUGGUCAAAUCAUACAAACCAUCAAUCCAUUUUAACUUCCUCGAAAAAGAAUUAUCAUUUUCAAAUCAAGAUGAAUUAAUCAAGUUUUUAGAAAACUAUCCUAAACAAUUAAAUAUCAACAAAGAAAAACAAGAACUAGUUUGUUCAUCAAAAAAAAACUAAAAAAUAAAAUAAAUAAUAUUAUUUACAUUAAUAUUAUUUAAUUUUAAUGGUUUGUUUAAAUUACUAU
Molecule: messenger RNA, 835 nt
Organism: Dictyostelium purpureum
Lineage: Eukaryota; Evosea; Eumycetozoa; Dictyosteliales; Dictyosteliaceae
Exons: 2
Coding region: 1-768 (255 amino acids)
Cellular component (GO): nucleus
Source: RefSeq, a predicted model, not a curated record